Messenger RNA from Momordica charantia (bitter melon), 1648 nucleotides. RefSeq lists its product as uncharacterized. The record is from RefSeq and is a predicted model, not a curated record. Lineage: Eukaryota; Viridiplantae; Streptophyta; Magnoliopsida; Cucurbitales; Cucurbitaceae.
UACAAAUAUUAAAAAGUAAUUUAUCAAGACAAAUUAUAGCAUGUAAUACGUGGAGUGGUAAUUUGUCUCCCUAAAUAUUAUUGUGUGUAUUUGUUUUGUAGUGAGAGAAAUUUACACAAGGAAAAUCUCACCGGUUUUUAUUGCUUGACCUGCACUGCAUGAGAGAGAGAGAGAGGAAUUCCCUUUUUUGUUUCCUUUUUUGGGGAAGAGAGAGAAAGGAAGUAGCCACAGAGAGAUGAAUGAGUUUAUGAGGGAAUUCAAUACGCCCUGACCUCGGGCGUAGAAUUUGGAAUUUCAUUUUCUUUCUAUACUUGGCCCUCUCCUUCUCCCUCUCCUCCUCUUUUUUCUUUGAUGUGGACUGCCUUAUUCUGCAACUUUGUGACAAACCCAUCUCUCUCUCUCUCUCUCUCUAUAUUCUGCUGUCCUAUCAUCUCAUCAUUUUAUAAAUGUCUGAUGCUCCAGCUUUCUUUCUUAAACCCCCCCUAUACUUUUCUCCCCCUCCCUCCCCUAUUGAGCAAGCAGUACAAACCAUGGAGGACUUGGGCUGUUUGUGGAGAUUUCAGGAGAACGUGGAGGAUAUGAGGCAGAAGCUCCUACAGACUACUCUUGAACUGGAGUCCCUAAGAAUGGAAGCAAAUGAAGAAAGUAUAAAGAACAAAGAGAAGGUGAAGAGCUUACUUCUUCUCCUGCAGGCAGCAUAUGAAGAAAGAGACGAAGCAAGAGAUCAGCUUCAGAAACUGAUGAACAAGUUUAUGCCCACUGCUGCAACUGAAUUACCAGCUCUGCUUCAUCAUUUCCACUCCGGAAGCCCUCUCAACAUACCCACCAAAGCAAAUUCAAGCAUCACUGAAUCAAACAGUCUAUAUGAGACUUAUAAUUACCACUCUUAUGGUUCCUCACCAGCAGAUUCGUUCUUCGAUGGAGUUUCGUCACCAGAUUUCUCCACUGCAAACAUGGCUGAUUCAAGCAAGAUAAGUUUUGUAAAUCAGCCGUUUGUGACAGAGUAUAAUGCUCCUCUUCCUCAGCCUCCUCUGGCCACAGGCGUUGACAUUCCCAGAACAGAGAAGAAUGAUCCAUUUUCUGCAGUGAUUGACAAUCUUGUCAAGGGAAAAAUAUUGCCUCAGAAAGGUAACCUCCUGCAAGCUGUUACAGAAGCAGGUCCUUUACUUCAGACGCUUCUCGUCGCCGGGCCACUUCCCCAGUGGCGUAAUCCUCCGCCAUUGCAAGCCUUCAAGAUUCCCCCUCUUCAAGUGAAUGGCUGCAACAAUUCUAAAAUCAUCAAUCAAAUCCCCCCUUCAAAAUCCAGUAGCCCUUCCCCAAGGCCACUCCAGUCUCUUUUACACACUGAGAUGUCUCGUGGAUCUUCUCAAAUUUUUUCUGCUUCUUGCUUCAACAGUGCCUUGCUGAUGGCUCCAAAUGUUAACCCUCAGAUUCUAGCAGCUAAGAGACAGAAAAUUCAAUGACCACCAUUGUACAAAUCAAGAUCUGGAGUUGGCAGUGUAAAAAAAUGACUUAGUAGUUUUAUUGACGAGAUUUGAAGUUUUAAUUACAUCAAAAUUAACUUGAUCUAUCUUCUAAUCCCAAGAAAUUUCAACUACUUUUUUUUUCCCACAGCAGAAAUGACAAGAAACAACAAUAUUUAACAUGG